Molecule: messenger RNA, 1391 nt
Organism: Cajanus cajan (pigeon pea)
Lineage: Eukaryota; Viridiplantae; Streptophyta; Magnoliopsida; Fabales; Fabaceae
Product: aspartate-glutamate racemase family
Source: RefSeq, a predicted model, not a curated record
GCAUUAUUUGAGAAAGAGAAGCAUGGUGUGUUUUACUGUGAGGUUAGAAGUGAGAGAGUUUGGUGUGAAACUGUGAAGCCACAUGUCUGCACAAGGGCUUUUCUAUAGGAUGAUUCUUGUUCAUCCACUGUCUUACUCUGGAGCUCGAAUGGGGUUGUAAAUUGCAUAAACAAGAAAUAAGAAACCCAUUUUGAGUUGAGGGAACUCCAAUUCUCAAAUUUCUGUGGCAUUGGAGAUGUUGGAUGUGAUGUCUUUGAGUUACCCUUUCCAAACAUUACUCUUAGGUUGUGUAAAUGUAACUACUUCUAGUCGUAGAUACUUGUGCAAAACAAGGUGGUGCCAAGUUCAAGCCACACCCCCAUCUUCAGUUAUUUUGAAUGCAGAUGAAAGUGGCAAAUUUUCUGAGAAGCUUCAUGCCUCAAACCUUGUUUCAGGAAAGGUUGUUCCUUUUGUCACUCAGGGAAGUGCUGUGGGUAUAAUUGGAGGGGUAUCUGUGGAUGCCACUCUCAAAUUUUUGAGAAAACUUGUGGAGUUGAGUUCAGAAGAUGGAGGAGAUUCCAGCCCUUUUGUGCUGUGUUCUGAUCCUGUGUUGAGUAAGCAGCUUCUGUCCUAUGAAAGGAGUUAUUUUGUUUCUAGCACAAGUAAAGCAGAAUCAUUAAAGCUGGAUUCUUCUCUGAUUGUGCAAAGCCUUAGAAAUAAGAGGGUUUUUCUUGAGAAUUCUGGGGCUAGUUGCAUAGUGAUGCCUUGUAAUGUGUCACAUUCUUGGUAUGAACAAGUGUCUGAGGGAUGUUCUGUUCCUUUCCUUCACAUGGCCGAGUGCGUUGCAAAGGAGCUCAAGGAAGCCAAGUUAAAGCCACUUGAAGCCGGUAGUCCUCUGCGGAUUGGAGUGCUUGCAACAAAUGCAACUAUUGGUGCUGGUUUUUAUAAGGACAAGCUUCAGAAUGAAGGAUUUGAGAUUGUACUGCCUGAUAGAGCAACAAUGGAGCACACAGUGAUACCUGCAAUUGAAGCUUUGAACCGAAAGGACAUGGAAGGGGCAUGCAAUCUAUUGAGAAUUGCACUUCAAGUUCUUUUGGUGAGAGCAGCAAAUUCUGUUAUCCUUGCUUCUGACGAUAUGCGGGACCUCUUGCCCCCAGACGACCCUCUUCUCAAGAAAUGUAUUGAUCCAAUGGACGCCUUGGCCCGGUCAACUAUCAAAUGGGUAAAAUCCUCUGGGAAUAAUACAUGAGCUUCAAAAGAAAACAACUGUUGCAUUUCAUUAUGUAUCAACAUUCUUCUGAUUUCAUUCAUAUCGUUCAUUUCAUUAAUGCAAAUUCUUGUAUUCAAUAAUAUUGUAAUCAUACCAAAGAUAAAUAUCUGAGUAUCAGAGCAUGUUUUCCUUCUGUGUUCAU